UAAUGAUAUAUUAUAUCCAUCGAGACAAAUAGGCGUACCUAUCAAUUCGAGCCGUGUUAUAAAUCAGGAGCUAAGAGACAAUCAGCAAUAGUUUCCUCUAGCGACACCCUGGGCGUUUGUUUGUCUUCAGGUUGCAUCCGAAGAGGCGGAUCUACCUAUUCUUCAGUAGAUGUGGCCCUAUGUGCCGGGAAGUUGUUGGUCUCAUAUUAAACACAAGGAUGGUGCUUGGCUCACUCCGGCCUCCACUUGCUCGCGCUUCUACAUCGAUUCAGGAGUCAUAUAUAGUCUGUCUCCCUUCAAGCUCCGCUCCACGACUAGCGUUCUUCAUCAUCCAGGCCAUUUAGUCAGUUGUUUGCCCUUGCUUUCUGUGAGGCUAUCCUCAGUCUGCGUUCUACGGACGAUACAACAACAACGUAGUAGAUAUGGAGUCGAAUACUAUUCAAAGGAAGGCGACCCUGCAUUCCUCAUUCCCGCUCCGUACAUUGCAACCACAGUCGUCUCAGCUGAAUUUCGGUCGGCUUCCGAGCCCUUUUUGGCACAAAGGAGCGGACGGCACAACACGACGUACUCCUAUCACUCCUAUCCCGGAACCGCCUUAUUCCCCCACAAGUGAUAGCUCCCGCGCCUCAUUCUCCCAAGCUUCAAACACAGAUUCUUGGGACAUAACCUCAACCGCACCCUCGCUCUUCCAAGAUUCAAGCGCGGACUCCUGGGAGAUAAUCUCAAACGCACCCUCGUCUCCACAGACACCUUGUUCAAAAUAUGAACUCGAUGAGACUCCUAUCAAACUUGAAUCAAUACCGCCUCACCGAGGAACUCUCAAGCAUAGGCGUGACGGUUUGGAUGAAGCUUCCAAGGACAUCAAACUCCCCGUACCCGAAUUACCAAGUCUCAAUCAUGUCCUUGCCCGAUAUGAACAUAGAAAUUAUCAUCCCUCUUCGCGCCCAAGGGCCAGGUCUUUGAACGGAUCUUGUGCCAGUCCGGUACCUAAGAAUGAACAUACGCUCUCAAACAGACUAGCACAUUCCCUAUCUGAAGAUCCUAUCGUUCAGUGCCUCAAUCUAUGGAGAAAGGAAUCUGGCGAUACGAAGAGUCUCCUAUCGCAACCACGAAUCCGAGAAGGGUCUUCAAUUUUACACAUCGAUUUAGAUUUUCGCGAACCGGCACCAGUUCUCCGCCGUGAGAAACGGCAAUACACGCCACUGCUCGGCGACCGCUGUCGACGGUCCCCGCCCGGAGAAGAAAAGGAGGAACCUAAGGAUGAUGCAAAGACCCCUCAUAAUAACGUCAAGUACUCGAUAGAGGAAACGGACUACAUCCGCUUCAACAGGUACGAGAAGAAGCUCUCAUGGGAAGAGGGAAAGCGUCUCUUCCGAGAAAAAUUCCCGAUGAACCGCGAGAAACAGGGCAUCCAGGGUGUCCAUUACCGGGACAACAUGCACGUCCCCCACCUUGUAGACGGGGGGAGAACGCUAGUAUUCUUAGAAAAUGGACACAUCGAGGGCGUCCAGGCACAGGUUCGACAGCAAGGCGAGGCUAAGCAGCAAUACGGCCUUACUCACCUGUAUCCCGAACGAGCCUUGCUUUACGACUGGGUGCCGCUUGAGUUCAAGCAAAUCGCCGCGCGUCUCGUGAAGGAACGCGUCGCCCAAAGAGAGGCCAAGAAACGAGAGCUCAUAGCAACAGGCAAAUGGAAGGAGAAAGACGAUACUGGCACUUGCGCUUGCUGCCCGAAGCCGGAUCGCAAGAGGGACGAAGACAAACAAUUCACUCCUAAGCGGUUACCGGGACAUCGCCUUUCGCGGCCGAAACACAUGCGUGGCCAUGGAAGGCUAUACGAUGCGAGGUAUCUCUCGCGAAGUGGAAUGGACACAGCAUUUUACCCUCGCGAAUACGAGGCCAAGCGACGAAAAUUCGGAUCUGAAAAUAUCUAAGAGGGCACGACUAACACAUUCGGUUCUCUCUACUUGAGUGCCUAGGUGCCUACUUGGGUAUAAUUGGACGCUACUGCCUUCGUCCCGUCCUUUUCGUUUCAUCCUACCUAGAUCGUACAUACAAAUACGCGCAAUUCACCUCGAUUCAUAUUGAUUUUGAUGUAUACUUGUUCACCUCUCAAGUAAAUACUCGAAAUUGGUGCGACGU
This is a messenger RNA of Annulohypoxylon truncatum, 2142 nucleotides long. RefSeq lists its product as uncharacterized. The transcript has 2 exons. The coding region runs from base 423 to 1934 and encodes 503 amino acids. Lineage: Eukaryota; Fungi; Ascomycota; Sordariomycetes; Xylariales; Hypoxylaceae. The record is from RefSeq and is a predicted model, not a curated record.